AUGAAACUUCUGGCUGUGGCGUUAUUGGCUCUGGUAGCGGUAUCCGCUGCUAGGAACAUCGAUUUUGAAAAUGUGAUCGAUAUAGAAGCCAACUCAGUAUUUGGAUAUCAUGAAAAAAUUGGUGCUCCAUUGGCCGAAAAGAUCCGUGUAGCUGAGGAAGAAGCUGCAAUUAACCCAUCUAGAAUUGUGGGAGGUUCUUCAGCUCAGCUCGGUCAAUUUCCCUACCAGGCUGGUCUCAUAAUUAUUUUGCCACUCUGGACCAGCGCUUGCGGUGGUUCUUUAGUAAAUACAAGGAAAGUGAUUACUGCUGCUCAUUGCUGGUUUGACGGUCAAUAUCAAGCCAGAAGUUUCACCGUUGUCGUUGGUUCCAUCAAUCUCUACAGCGGUGGUGUAAGACUGUCUUCCUCCAAUGUUGUUAUGCAUCCAAACUGGACACCAAGCCUUGUCCGAAAUGACAUUGCUAUGAUCACUCUCCCUUCUGCUGUGUCAACCUCAAACAACAUUCUUCCAAUUGCUCUGCCAUCUGGCACUGAGCUUAACAACCAGUUCGCCGGUUUUACUGCAACAGCGUCCGGAUUCGGUUACACUAGAGACGGUGGAAGUGUGAGCCCGACCCUGAACCACGUCAACUUGCCAGUGAUCACAAACGCUGUAUGCAGUAACAGUUUGUUCUGGUACGUCCAGCCUUCCAACGUUUGCACCAGUGGUGCUGGUGGUAGAGGAGUGUGCCAUGGUGACUCCGGUGGUCCUCUUGUCGUCACCAGCAACAACAGGCGUAUCUUGAUCGGUGUGACCUCGUUCGGACAUUGGGACGGUUGCCAGAGUGGUAACCCUGCUGCCUUCGCUAGGGUCACCUCUUUCAUCAGCUGGAUUAACCAAAACCUGUAA
Molecule: messenger RNA, 888 nt
Organism: Spodoptera littoralis (African cotton leafworm)
Lineage: Eukaryota; Metazoa; Arthropoda; Insecta; Lepidoptera; Noctuidae
Source: the annotation of a GenBank genome assembly